GAGGGGGCGGCCGUGGUUUAAGAGCGCGCCCGGCGGGCCCGGGGGAGGAGCCGCCGCCGCCGCCGCUCCCCCCGCGCGUCCCAGGUGUAACCGGAGCCGGGAGGGCGCGGCGCAGCCACCAGCACCUGCGGAACCUGUCGGGCGGCUCACAGCGCUCCGCCGCCGCCGCCGCGCACGCACCGCUCCCCCUGCGCCCGCGGCCCCCAGGACUUUCCCCGGCCUCUCCGCCGCCCGCCCCAGCCAUGAAGCCGCUCUGCGGGGCUGCGCUCCUGCUGCUGCUGCUCUGCCCUGCCGCCAGUGCCCAGAGCCCGUGCGCCUGCGAGAAGAACAAGCGUGUCACCAACUGCAGGACGGACGGCAGCGGCCAGUGUCGCUGCGAAGCCAUCGGCUCCGGAGUCACCGUGGACUGCUCCACCCUGACUUCAAAAUGCCUGCUGAUGAAAGCAGAAGUGAUGGGCUCCAAAUCGGGCCGUCGUGAGAAGCCAAAAGAUGCGAUUGAAGAUACCGACGGUCUCUACGAUCCUGACUGUGAAAACAGCGGCGCUUUCAAGGCGAAGCAGUGCAAUGGAACGACCUGUUGGUGUGUGAAUACGGCUGGAGUUAGGAGAACUGACAAACACGACGCAGACUUGAAGUGCAAUCAGUUAGUCAGAACGAUGUGGAUCAUCAUUGAAAUGAAACAUGCUGAGAGAAAUGCUCCUCUGAACGCUGAAUCUUUAAAGAAGUUUUUCAUGGAUACCAUUACCAGUCGUUACCAGCUGGAUGGCCGCUACAUAACCAGUGUUCUGUAUGAAAACCCUUACAUUACUAUUGAUUUGAAGCAAAAUUCCUCAGAAAAAUUAGUUGGAGAUGUGGAUAUAGCUGAUGUGGCCUACUACUUUGAGAAAGAUGUGAAAGGUCAGUCCAUCUUUCAUAAUAGUGCUGGGCUAAACGUCAGCAUUGACAACGAGCCGGUGAAGCUUGAGAAGACAGUGGUCUACUACAUCGAUGAAAUAGCACCGGAGUUUUCCAUGAAGUCUCUGACUCCCGGCCUCAUUGCUGUCAUUGUGGUGGUAGUAGUGGCAAUAGUGGCUGCAAUUGUUGUCCUGGUCCUGACAAGGAGGAGGAAAGGGAAGUACGUGAAAGCUGAGGUGAAGGAAAUGAACGAAAUGCAUAGAGGGCUGAAUGCCUAACUAAAUCAACUGAAGACAAGCCAGAUUCAAGCUAGAAGACAACAAAAACAUUGGAGGCAUGAAUCUUAACUCUUAAUUUCCUCCUGAAAGGGAGGCAAUUGUUCUCACUUAAUGAUUGUUAAAACUCUUAACAGCCAAGACCGGUAACUAUUCAACUACUUUUACUAUUUGUUGAGAGUUAAAUGCCCCGUCUUACUCAAGUAAAACUUAACUAUUGCUCCCUGAUUUUUUUUUUUUUUUAUGAUGAUGAAACGAGUUGACAACUGCUGUUACUAGGGUUGUGGAGCAUACAUGCCUGAAUGGUUAUUUUACCCUUGUGGGAGUUUUAUUGAAAGUAAUGAUUUUGUAGCCAUGUUGUAACGAGACUGUCUCCUGUGUAACUGAACACAACGUUUUUAUGGCAGUUUGUACAUAUUUGAAGAUGCUGUAACUUUUUUAUGACUUGAAUUAAUAAAACUUUGAAACAGGCUUCUAAUUCUUCCGUGGUGAAAUGAGAAUCUGCUAAGUUAUUGUGCUUACAAAUUUGUAGUUUGAUUCCUUCAAGCAAGGAACCUCAGCAUAGUUGAAAAUAUUCUAGAACUCCAAUUAGCAGUUUUUAUUAGCCAUCUAGUAUUUCAAUAGCAUGCUCUUUUUUCUUAAAGCUGUGAAAAGUAUUCAACGAGAGUGAAAUGGUAAUACACAGAUUGUUGUUUGAACAAAUCAACAGGCUAAGAAUGCAGUCAUUUCAGGAAUUCAGACUGAUCUUCCCAAUGCCAUGUAGGUAUUCAAAAUUAGCCUCUAACCUAGGACAUCUCUGGUGCAUGUUUGGGGGUGGGCAGGCCUGGCAUCUGAUGGUGGAGCUGGGGGAGAGCAGUUUACCCCAUUUCCUGUGAUUUUGUCUGUGGCAAAGCAGCUGCACAGCAAGGAGCUGUUUGUGCUGUUAUUCCUGAUCUCUGCCAUAGCUGUGGCCAGACUUCCAUAGGCUCCCAGCCUCCCAGGACAUGAGAGCUUGCUUUGGCUGUCAGUAACCUGUGCCAUGGAUGUUGGCUAGCAAUCCCUCCAGCAUAUCUGAUUUAUAAAGGAAAUGCUGUAACUCCUGUUGCCAAAGAAAUAAUGAGAUGCAAGAUAAGGAACUGAAUGACAAACCUUGUUAGUGAUGUGGUGCAUGUUCUGACCCACCCUGGCUAAAACAGGAAAAGUAGGAUAAGCUAACUGGGAGGAUAUUUUAUGUACUGUCCAUGAGAUUAAAUGUGAAGCUUGCCCCAUCAGUGUGCCUGCUAGAUAUCACAGGGACCUUGCUGAGCUGUGGUGGUGUCACCUCCACUGUCACAGCUCACCAGAAUCCCUUCUGCCUUUCAGCAGGGUGGCACCUCACAUGUAUGCAUGGUAUUGCACAAAAAUCCUGAAGUGGGGAAUUUACUGGAAUGUUUUGCAGCCUUUUCAGGCAGCUUUGUCAAUGAUAACUUCUGCAGGGCAGGCUCUCCCUCUGCUGAUCUGUGCCAUUCCCUUUCUCCCCAGGUAUGCAGGCAAUCUGCUGAGGUGUGAUGAAUUUUGUACAAUUCUGUAACCUGUUAACCAAAUAAAGCCAAGUUUUCAGUAAGGUGG
Passer montanus (Eurasian tree sparrow) is the source of this 2756-nucleotide messenger RNA. RefSeq names its product epithelial cell adhesion molecule (gene EPCAM). The coding region runs from base 243 to 1172 and encodes 309 amino acids. Gene Ontology annotation, cellular component: membrane; bicellular tight junction. Gene Ontology annotation, molecular function: cadherin binding involved in cell-cell adhesion. The record is from RefSeq and is a predicted model, not a curated record. The transcript has 9 exons. Lineage: Eukaryota; Metazoa; Chordata; Aves; Passeriformes; Passeridae.